GGCGACGUUGUUUGCUCGGAGCUCGUCGGUUGAUUUUUUUUUGCCUGUGUGGUGGUGUGAUUCGAAAGGGAGGAUUUGGAUUUGGAGAUGUCUUCACUCACUUCCGUCGAAUUGAAUUUUCUGGUUUUCCGAUAUCUUCAAGAAUCAGGGUUUACACACUCUGCGUUCACUCUAGGUUAUGAGGCAGGGAUAAAUAAAUCCAACAUUGAUGGGAAUAUGGUUCCACCUGGUGCUCUUAUCAAAUUUGUUCAAAAGGGACUCCAGUACAUGGAGAUGGAAGCUAAUUUGAGCAAUGGUGAAGUGGACGUUGAUGAGGAUUUCUCAUUCUUUCAACCCUUGGAUCUGAUUUCAAAGGAUGUAAAGGAGUUGCAGGAUAUGCUGAGGGAAAAGAAGAGGAAAGAGAGGGAUAGGGAGAAGGAAAGAGACAGAUCUAAAGACAACGAUAAAGAGGUUGAACGAGAACAUGAAGGAGAUCGCAACCGAGCAAAGGAAAAAGAUAGGCACGAGAAACAGAAGGAACGAGAGAGGGAAAGGGAAAGGAUUGAACGAGAAAAGGAGAGGGAACUUCAGACUUUGCUGAUAUUUUGUGACAUGCAACAUCUGUUUUCCAAUAUGAGUCUGUGUGUUUUUAUUUGUACAGGUGCAGAACCUAUGGAUAUCUCGAUGACUCCUACAUCUCAGACAAAUCACAUUCCUAGUUCUGAUGUGAGGAUUUUGGAAGGGCAUACUUCCGAGGUUUGCGCUUGUGCAUGGAGUCCCUCGGCUUCACUUCUUGCAUCAGGGUCUGGUGAUGCAACAGCGCGGAUCUGGAGUAUUCCUGAAGGAUCAUUCAAAUCUGUGCAUACUAGUAGUAGUAGUAUCAACGCUUUGAUUCUGAAGCAUGCAAAAGGCAAGUCAAAUGAGAAGAGCAAGGAUGUGACCACUCUUGACUGGAAUGGUGAAGGGUCUUUACUUGCAACUGGUUCAUGUGAUGGCCAAGCAAGAAUCUGGACUGCAAACGGUGAUUUGAUAAGUACUUUGAGCAAACACAAGGGCCCUAUUUUUUCCCUGAAGUGGAACAAGAAGGGAGACUAUCUUCUAACCGGUAGUGUUGAUAGAACCGCUGUUGUUUGGGAUGUAAAGGCAGAGGAGUGGAAGCAACAAUUUGAAUUUCAUUCAGGUCCUACACUUGAUGUUGAUUGGCGCAACAAUGUAUCUUUCGCAACAAGCUCCACGGACACCAUGAUCUACUUAUGUAAGAUUGGAGAAACUAGGCCUGUCAAAGUCUUCGCCGGGCAUCAGGGCGAGGUUAAUUGCGUGAAAUGGGAUCCUACUGGUUCAUUAUUGGCUUCAUGCUCAGACGAUAGUACUGCUAAGAUAUGGAGUGUAAAACAAAACACUUUUGUUCAUGACCUCCAAGAGCAUACUAAGGAAAUUUAUACAGUCAGAUGGUGCCCUUCAGGACCAGGAACUAACAAUCCUAACAAACAGCUAACUAUUGCAAGUGCAUCAUUUGACUCAACAGUAAAGCUAUGGGAUGCAGAACUCGGGAAGAUGCUAUGUAGUUUCAACGGGCACGGGGGACCGGUUUACUCACUGGCGUUUAGUCCAAACGGGGAGUACAUAGCGAGUGGGUCGUUGGACAAAUCGAUCCUCAUAUGGUCGAUAAAAGAAGGGAAAAUAGUGAAGACAUAUACAGGAUAUGGAGGCAUAUUCGAAGUGUGCUGGAACAAAGAAGGUAACAAAAUCGCAGCUUGCUUUGCUGAUAACUCAGUCUGCGUUCUUGAUUUCAGGAUGUAGUUGUCUUAAUUGUAGUCCUAAUCUCAGACCAAGGAGGUUUUUUUCCAUUUUGUUGUUGCACAUAUUUAUAUUAUAAACACUAAAUGCGAAUGACGAAGAAUGUGAAAUUGUACUUGAGAUUAAUCUUCA
Molecule: messenger RNA, 1908 nt
Organism: Camelina sativa (false flax)
Lineage: Eukaryota; Viridiplantae; Streptophyta; Magnoliopsida; Brassicales; Brassicaceae
Source: RefSeq, a predicted model, not a curated record